CAAGAUUCGAUUUCGAGGCGCGGCGAAAGAUGGCAUCAAUUCCUCGCGCCAAAGAUCGAGGCCGACCAAGACGCCAAGAGCAACUGCACCUCGCUGUCACUUGCCCCACCACGCCAUUAGCUCCAGCCUGUGUUAUCCUUUUCCGCUGCCUCGACUUCCGCUGCCGUCCAUUACUUCUUGGCUGACCUGAACUUGUCUCCAUUUAUUCAUUCAUUCAAUAGUCCUUCUCCGCCACUUCGAAAGAAUCGCCGUCUAAAAUCUACCGCCACUAUGCCUCGCUCUUCCCCGAGGCUAAAGUCGACUGGCCAGGACGACAAGCCCACGGUUGAGGUAUCUACGCCAGUGUUAAAAGACGAUAUUGAUGAUGAAGUGAAUACCACAAGAAAGACCGCUCCCAAAAAGAGAAAGACAGCAAAGACAAUCGACAGCGAAAGUGAAAUGAAUGACGAAGCAGUGGAGCGUCCCAAAAAGCAGACAAAAGCCACCAAACAGAAAGCGGCCAAGACGAAGAAGAAGACGGAAAACGACGACAAUGACGCCGAUGGGAAGGAAAAGGAAGUCCCCAAAAAGAAGAGCAAGAAAGCUCCCGUUCAGUGCAUCACGGAACGAGACGAAUUGCCCAAACUCUGGAGUGACGAAAAGGCCAAAGCCAAUGGCAGUUAUACGCUCAAAAUUGCCACCUGGAAUGUGGCGGGUCUUCGUGCCAUUCUCAAGAAGGAUCCCCAUGCGUUGGCUACUCUGGUGACCAACCACAACAUUGACAUUCUCUGCCUCCAAGAAACCAAACUCCAAGAAUCUCAUCUCGAUGAUCCAAAAUUGCAACUACGGGGACACUUGCUGGAAGAGCAGGGAUACGAUGCCUACUAUAGUUGUGCUACGGCCAAGAAAGGCUAUGCGGGAACUGCCGUCUUUGUCAAGCGACGAGGUGCUGCAGGCAAGAAAACAGCGGGCAAACAACAACAAAUGGAUAUUACCAGUUUCUUUGGCAAAAAGAAGAAGAAGAAGAAUGACUCCAAAGCGAAAGCUGCAGUAGCAGAAGAACUCCCCGUGGAUCCCAAACUCUUGGUUCCAGAACAAGUCACCUAUGGAUUGGGAGCCAAAAAGCACGAUGGCGAAGGCCGUGUCAUUGUCCUGGACUUUCCUGGAUUCACCAUGGCCAAUCUCUAUGUGCCAAAUUCGGGACAAAAGCUGGAGCGUUUGGAUUACCGCACGGAAGAAUGGGAUAAGGAUCUGUUGGCAUUUAUGCAAGCCAAGCAAAAGGAGCGUGGUGUCCCCGUCCUGUGGUUGGGUGAUCUCAAUGUGGCACACAAACACUACGAGGCAUACAACUUUGGGGCCAAGCAUUUGGACAAGCAGGCAGGAUUGACGGCGCAGGAACGAGCAUCCUUCCAAGCGCAACUGGAUGCCGGCUUUGUCGAUGCCUUUCGCCACUUUCACCCCAAUGCCAAAGGACACUAUACCUAUUGGAGUCAGCGGGCUGGUAACCGAGAACCCAACAAAGGGUUGCGCCUGGAUUACUUUGUCUGUGAUUCAAAGAUGUUGGAUGCAGACAACUCGAAGGUAGUGGCACGUGAUUCCUACAUGAUUCCAGAGCAAAUGGGAAGUGAUCAUGGGCCGGCUGUGUUGGAGUUGGAGAUCAAACCUUGAAUGAAUCUUCAACAACAAUCUUCCCAGUGAAAGUUCAGACGAGAGACCAUCAAGUUAUUGGGGAUGGCUGACAACGUAAGCUCACAAGCGAUGCAGUAGUUUUAGCUGCAAAGCAUUGGGGCAUUCUUUGGUUUGGUUCUACAUGUAUGUGGAGGGUCAAUUUGGAAGAGUAAAAUAGUGCAUGUAUUCGUUCGGUAACGAAACCCUGCCAUGGUCCCCUUCUUGACCAUAGACCCCCGU
Molecule: messenger RNA, 1887 nt
Organism: Seminavis robusta
Lineage: Eukaryota; Bacillariophyta; Bacillariophyceae; Naviculales; Naviculaceae
Source: the annotation of a GenBank genome assembly